AAAAGUUGUACUUCUUGUCCAAAUAUGGACGUUACAUGAAAUCACCUGAAUCGAGAUCUCGCGAGACCACCCACCUCCACCUUAGCAACUGACAUGUUAGCCUUGGAUACCACCCGAGUCGUGCUAAACGCAGAUUGACGCCACAGACUGCCACCCAUAUGCAGUCUAGCAGCGGGAACCAGACUGGGUGCCCUGCUCCGUCUCUGUGGAGCCUGAUUGUUGAGCACGUGCCGCGGUCCGAGAUGCCCAAGAUUCACGCCACGCUGGGCCGCUCGCUGGUCGACACAUACACGGAGCUACACGCAGAGGCAGUCAUGUGGCACAAGAUAUGGCAGGACAGCCUGCGGGCGGGGGCCCCGCUCUCCCGAUCGAGGGGCCCCCUGGCCGACCCGCCGGUGAUCAAGGAGCUGGUGAGGGCCGAGGUCAGGAUGCUGCUGGAGAGUCUCCAGGAGAAAUUCUUCAGGGAGGGAAGGCACGAUGAGGAGUUGUUAAGUCGUUACAACGCGAAGACCGUAAACUUUGCCCUCGGUCGCCUUGACAUCGGCGCCGAGCCCAAAGAUGAACUCAGCUCAAGCGCUUCCGUCCAGUCGAGCGUCCAAGUGGAGAUUGAAGCGAUGAAGGACAAUCUGAAUAUCACCGACAUCAACAAAGUGGUGCAACAUCUUAAGUCUAUCCUGAGUGAAGAAUGUGCUGCACUGAAAGCACAAGUAAAGCACACACAGGAACUGAUCAAAAAGCAGUGCAGGAGUCAGGAUGACGGCGUCAACAGUGAGCCAACCCUUGCAGACUUGAAAGAGCUGAGAGGGGCUAUUCAAAAAGACUUAGAGCUCUACCCCUCGCCUCCCUCGCAUGUUGCGGAGAAAGCAACGAGACAGACGUUCAGGCUGUCAACUGGACAAAAGAACUCUGAUAAAACCUUGUACACGAUAACUUCUACCUCGCUCCGAAGGCCACAUCCUCCCUCCGCUCCGCCUCACUUCAACUUUUGCGGCUCCCUAAAGCCCAUCGACGCCUUGGAGACCACCUCAAGGACUUCUCAUCAGCACAAAAGUGCCACGUCGGCGUCUCGACACAGAAAAGUCCGCCUGAAAACCACCGCGAGCGAUCCGGUGGUGAUGGAAACUUUGCGCCCAGAGGAAGAUAACUCGGAUUUCCUCUGGCGGCUCCUCACGACCGCAGAUAGCUCACCCUUCUUCCCCACGCAGUAUCUACAGCCCGGGUAGGAAGGGCAAAUUAUGGGCAUAAGAAGGUUAAAUGUAAGACCUUUUUUUGUGGAGUGAAGUAGUGCCGUGAGAGUGGAAAAGAGCUCGUCGUGGACAAGAUUUGAGUCAGUAGCAAAGAAGCCACCGUGUGUCACUCAUCAGUAGUGGUCUGCACGUGUACUCACGACAAACAUGGACAUUGUUUGGGUUUUUUUGUAACAGGAGUAUCUGAACAAAUGUUUACAAGCACGUCACUUCCAAGAGGCACUGAGCUGACCUCUAGUGUCAAUGAUAUAUGCACAAAUCACCUUUACUCAUCAUUAACUAUGUACUUUUUUGUCUGGUGAUGACAGCCAGUGGUGGGCAAGGUGGGGCAGCAACCGAGCGCCCUCUAUUGAUGAGCCUGCACUGUUUUGUUUUUUUAAACUGAUUUACUGCUUAUACCGUGAUAGAUGGUGAGCCAAUGUCACUGUUGUCUUUUACGCGCGCUGCGGUCGCGCCUUAAAUUGGAAUUGCCGCUAUUCCAUCAAGUUGUUUAUGGGCCGUGGCGAUUGGCUCAAGCAGCGCUGUCUUGUCAGCAUGGCUCCAAUCAGGUGAUGCUUGUUUUAGUACUGCGUAGCCUACAGCCAUCCCUUUGAUUGGAAAUUAAUUAUGAUUGUGUUAUUUUGUUUUGUGUACAUCACAAGUUUGUUUUACAUCUUUUACAUUUGUAUUUGCUUUUAGUUUACCUUGUUUUACAGGUCAUUAUUGCAAAGCAGAAACUGUUCUCAAUUGCCUUACCUGGAAAAAUAAAAGUUAGAUCAAAUUUAAAAAAAGAUUUUUAUUUUUAAGUUACAAAGCCAGUUAGCAGAUCACUACAAAUCACAGCAAUCCCUUGAUUGGCUGCAAAUAGGACUCCCAAGUAACCGUGAUCAUAGAUGCAAUCUGAUUGGAUGUUUUGUUGCGAUGCCAUGACUUCAUUUCUACAUAAUUGUUUUUUCUCUCUCUCUGUCUCUCUCUCUCUCGCUCUCGCUCUCUCUCUCUGAUGUCACAGAUGAUUUGUAUUAAAUCGUUACGAAUCGAAGCUAUGCAUAGGAUGGUUUGUGGCCAUGACAUCAUUUUCCCACACCAGUUCAACGAACACUACUUGGAAUUUCAGAUGUUUUUGUCCUAAGUGCAACAAAAUGUCAGACAAGCGCCUUUCCAAUACAAGGCUGCCUCUGAAGAAGGUCAACUCGCAGCAGCAGGACCUCGUCAAACACCCGAUGUCCAGCAAGGAUCCAGCAGGGGAAGUUCAGUCUGCUGCAGUGACUAUUAUGCAAAUGGCACAGACUUUAAGAAAUGUAUGGAGUUUAAAGUGACUAGUAGUGCGAUAAUCUGGAACAGUGUCAAUUGUGCAAAUGGUGCAGAUAUUUCUCAAGCACGAGUGGUAUGAGUUUAUCAUGAUCAAUAUAUGUUAGAAAGUUUACUUUAAACGGGAAAACUGUCAAGU
This is a messenger RNA of Phyllopteryx taeniolatus (common seadragon), 2673 nucleotides long. It is a transcript of the gene ccdc24, whose product is annotated as coiled-coil domain containing 24. The transcript is spliced from 9 exons. Bases 159 to 1223 code for a protein of 354 amino acids. NCBI's taxonomy places the organism in Eukaryota, Metazoa, Chordata, Actinopteri, Syngnathiformes, Syngnathidae. The record is from RefSeq and is a predicted model, not a curated record.